This is a messenger RNA of Staurois parvus, 521 nucleotides long. NCBI's taxonomy places the organism in Eukaryota, Metazoa, Chordata, Amphibia, Anura, Ranidae. The record is from the annotation of a GenBank genome assembly.
UCUUGCACAGUUGUACCGGCUCCUCCCCUUCAGUCUUGCACAGUUGUACCGGCUCCUCCCCUUCAGUCUUGUACAGGUGUACCGGCUCCUCCCCUUCAGUCUUGCACAGGUGUACCGGCUCCUCCCCUUCAGUCUUGCACAGGUGUACCGGCUCCUCCCCUUCAGUCUUGCGCAGGUGUACCAGCUCCUCCCCUUGAGUCUUGCACAGGUGUAGCGGCUCCUCCCCUUCAGUCUUGCACAGGUGUACCGGCUCCUCCCCUUUAGUCUUGCACAGGUGUAUGGCUCCUCCCCUUCAGUCUUGCACAGGUGUAUCGGCUCCUUCCCUGGCCUGACAUGUCUUCCUCUGAUGUUACUGCACACUGGGAGAUUUUCACAAUGUUCUUUAGAAGCUGCAGCCAAUCAGAGAGAGCUCCGCCUCAUUUCCUGGCUGGAGAACAUCCAGUAUCAUCUUGCACUUUCCUCCCCGGACUGACUGUCCCUGACCCCGCCCCUUUCAUUCAUUGCAUUUCAGUUCUUUUAAC